AUGGAGGUACCGACUUUCUCGCUAAUGCUAAGUUUUAUUGCAGAACUUGAGCUUCCUACGAUUGUGCUGGACCGAGCUGACAUCAGUGGCUAUGACACUGGUGAUGGGGAUGACGGCGCUUUCUGGACUUCCCGGCCCCUGGGUUCGGGCGUCUCCUCUACAGUCUUUCAGUGGACUACUGACCAAAGGACGAAAGACCAGCUUUCCCCAGGCACAGUCGUGGCUAUGAAAUCGUACAGUAUUGAUUUUCAGAGAGACUCAUCGAAACUAGACGAACGGGUAUACGACUCGCUCCGACGAGAGCUGAGCAUACUUCGCCACCCAAUACUCAAAAGUCACGACAACAUUUGCAGGUUACAUUUUAUUGCCUGGGAGGAGUCAAAUCUGUUUCCCCUCCUGGCCCUUGAGUUAGCAACCUAUGGCUCUCUGGAAGACCUGACGAAGUCGUCGCCCUUUGCGCUUUCUGGCAAGCAGUUGAAUAACAUCGCAGUUGACAUUAGUCUGGGUUUGCUGACGUUGCAUGAGUGUAGCAUUGCACAUGGGGACCUCAAGCCAGCUAACAUACUCCUUCAAAAUCACCCUGAACGACAAAUUGUCGCGAAGCUGGCGGAUUUCGGGGGCUCGGCUGUCGUCGAUCUUAGUUCAUCAGCUGUUGCCAGCCCACGGACAGUUACCCCAGAAUGGCUUGCUCCAGAGGCCAUCUGGAUGGAAUCAAUGCCGGAAGUGGACUGGUAUGCGGCAGAUGUGUACUCACUUGGACUUGUUUUGGCGUCGUUCUGGGCUGCAAAUGUCCCAUCACCAACUUCGGGAUGUUUUUUGGAGUCGUUCAUUCCACACGCCUAUUUUUUGCCCGACGAGCAACAGCAAGCCUUUACACGAGAUUACGUUCUGUUUCUAAAGACUAACUUGGAAGAGUCUAAGAGUAAUGCUUUUCUCUUGGCUUUGCGAGCUAUAACGGAUGAAACUUUUACAAAGUUGAAGGAAAAGGAUGCAGUUCAGGACAUCCUGCGACUUUCUCUUCAGCCCUUACCCGUGAAGAGAAAGACAAUCACAGAAUUGGUGGCAGGCCCAGUCUCUGCCCUGGCGACGAUGGCGGGUCGGAGACCAAAUCCCGAGCACGGCGAUCAAUUCUCGACAUUAUCCAUGCUUCAGCGAUACCGUAGGGCAACGUUCAACUCAGAGAAUAUCGAGACCACGGAUUUACAGUCUAGUCAUUCCCUGCCAAUCAAACGGAUCAAUUUCCCUAUCAUGUCAUCUGCUCGUACGGCUCCAAAUUCAUACCCACGGAUGAUACAAGAGGUGGAAAACUUUUACAGGUCGUUGCCUUCGGGCCUACCAGAGUUCCCCGAGGAGUUGGAUGAAAUCGAAGAUGCAGAAUUACUCCUUGCAGCAUUGACAGAUCGUUCCUCUCGAAAAGCUGAAGAAGUCCGCUCCAAUCACCAAUCGCAGAUGAUCUUCAAUUCGCAUAUUGCCCUUCUUAUAUCAUACAACUACCUCUCCGGGGCAGGGGGAGCCUUUGACCUUGAAAAAGGGUUUGAGUGGCUCUGCAAAGCCGCUCGUGGAGGAUUGCCCGCAGCCAUGGAAAUUCUGGGCAUGGCCGGAAGAUGUAUACCGUCUACCGAGCUAGAAGCCCUUCCACUCCGCUACAUGCUUGUGCUAGGAUCUCUUGGCUCAAGCAAGGAAUGUCAGGUAUCUCUCAAGGCUGAAUCGCCCAGACUUUUCAAUGCAGUUUGUCGGAUUGCCGAAGCAAUCAAGGAUUUAAACACAUCUCAAAGCGACCAAGACGGCAUGUACUAUUCAAGCCUAUUAACCCGUAUAGCCACUCACCUUCACACUUCGUCCAAGACUAACGAUGGCACAUUCAAGCCGAAUGAGGAGGCUUUGACGCUGAAUAACUCUAUUUUCCCGUCGUUGACGAUAGUACCGGCAUUCGAAUCGGAUGACACCAAAAACGCACUUUACUUGCUAGUCCAGGCAGUAGCCGACCCAGCCAGGAGGAAGGAACUUCUCGACAAUCCAAGUUGGUCAGCUUCGGACGGCCGUGGCUACCUUCACCUACUUGCGCUACUCGAGGAUGGCGUUGCAGCGCAACUUAUACCCGACCUGGUGAAUAGCGGAGCUCCAAUGUCUGGAACUUUUUCUACCGAUCGAUUUCAACAACGAGAUCCUGUGAUCAAUAUCGUCAUGUCAAGGGGCGACUGGGCACCACUCGAACUUUACGGCGAAGCUAAUAUGCCCGAGUCAUUCAAGAUCCAACUCCAUCUCCACGUAAGCAGGGGCGAGGGAAUUCACGCGCUGUUCUUCAUCAUGAAGCGUUUGGUGCAGACCACCAAAGUGGCGAUGCUGGGUGAAAUCCUUGAACUAUUGACCAAAACCUCUCUUCCGUAUAGGCCUUACGGAUCGUCAGAGACUGUCUGGGUCAAUUUUGACCCGUCAGACCUGACCAUAUUUCUACAAGAGAUAAUCUGCGAAGAGCUUCCCGAAUGUGGCUUCCUUCCCCGUGCUCAAUUACAUCGAUCUGCCGUCAAUAGCAAGAAACGGGAUACGAUUAACCUACUGCUGGAGCACGGAGCGGAUCCAUUUCACAUUACUGAGAAGGAGCCGAAGUGCAUACUUGUCCAAUGCGUUUUGGGUCAUGAUAUUGUCGCUCUACAGACUAUACUUGAAUUUCUAGAGCGGAGCGGUCGAACCCCACUGCAUCACCUUGAAGAUGAUAAGUAUUUUAGAGGACACGAUGCGCUCGGCUAUUGCAUCCUCUCGAGUGCAGGUUCGUGUGUCGACCUGCUCAUGGAGAAAUUUCCGGCCCUAAUGGAAAAGGCGAAUGCAAAGGGGUGGAGGGCGAUCCAUUGCGCUGCAAGUUCGGGUGAUCUUCGCAUAUUUCGAGCGCUGCUCGAGAAAGGUGCUGACCUAAUGGCAGCAACUGAAGCCGGUGCGACAAUCAUCUUGCUGGCACUAUGUUAUGGACAUUGUGACGUAGCCGAUCUCAUCAUGGACAAAUGCGAUCCAGAGCAGAUUGAUGACUUGCUUCUUCGGCCGGCAAAGCAUCGACUUUCGCUCUUUGGGCAAUUAGCCGUAUCGUGGUUACGCAUGCCUGCAGUCACAAUUGAUGCUUUCGGGUGGGUCAGCAAACAGGAUGAGCAAACAUUCUUUAUCGACAAGGAGCAAGAAUACCCCGUUUGGAUGCCGAUCUUAGACGACCCACCUCGGCCGCUCCCAGAGGAUGCUCUUCGCGACUUGCAACUGUUAAAUUAUUUCUUCGAGACCUUUGCCGACAAGCUCAACGAAACAGAUCCUCUCAGCGGAAGAACACCCCUUCAUCUGGCAUGCUUGAAUGUCCAUCUUGAUGCUGUUAAACUCUUGUUAGAGUACGAGGUGGCUAUCGACAAGGGCGUGGCAGAAGGACACGAACUUGGCGGCUGGACUGCGCUGGAUUUCAUCAUGCUUCGCCAGAGGCCUAAUCAUGUGCACCCUAGCAUAUUGAAUGCAGGCCGACGAAGACUAGCAAGGUGGAACGCGGACAUCAAAGCCAUAUAUGACCUUCUCAUUGCUAAUGACGCAAACACUGGCCGUGAGGAUCAAUGGAUAAAAGUGAAAAUACAGUUUGCGAAGUCUCCCGUUGCCGAAAACAUCAACGUUACAGAAGGAGAUGAUCUCAUGUUAAGAGGAGAUGAAGCCCCAGUGGCCUGGCCGGCGCCCAUCCCGCUGGAUGCCGAUGACGCAGAUGCAUCAAGACGAGCAGAGGAUGUCGCCAAGAUGAAGCGGGCGCUUGGAAUGAUGCCUCAGGGCCAGAACGUGCCAAGAACCGGUCUAUAUAUGCGAGAGCAACGCGAUGAGCUGGUGUCACGCAUGGAAUCAAUCCGAGAGGUGCUGGAGCUACGGCGGGAGAGAUGGCCACUGAUUCUCGCUCUCGCUCACCAGGUGGCAGACCAACAGGAGGACUCUGACCCUAACGAAACAGAUGUGUUGGAAGAGAUAAUCCGGCGGAUGAAUGUCGUGUGA
Exophiala bonariae is the source of this 3999-nucleotide messenger RNA. RefSeq lists its product as uncharacterized. Bases 1 to 3999 code for a protein of 1332 amino acids. Gene Ontology annotation, cellular component: cytoplasm; cytosol; autophagosome. Gene Ontology annotation, biological process: peptidyl-serine phosphorylation; autophagosome assembly; regulation of autophagy. The transcript has 3 exons. The record is from RefSeq and is a predicted model, not a curated record. NCBI's taxonomy places the organism in Eukaryota, Fungi, Ascomycota, Eurotiomycetes, Chaetothyriales, Herpotrichiellaceae. Gene Ontology annotation, molecular function: protein serine/threonine kinase activity; ATP binding; protein binding.